UCCUAACGAUUGCUACUCUUUUAAGUCUUCCUCUGCUUAGGAUCAGGACAACCAUUAAACUGAGAGACUUUGUGGCCAUGGCUGCCUCUCUCCAAUCCGCCUCUACGUUCCUUCAGUCCGCUAAAAUCAUCACCGCUCCUUCACGUGGCAGUGCUCACCUCCGGUCGACUCAGACAGUCGGGAAAUCUUUCGGACUAGAAACAUCCUCUGCUCGCCUCACAUGUUCCUUCCAAUCUGACUUCAAGGACUUCGCCGGUAAAUGUUCCGACGCUGUCAAAAUCGCUGGAUUCGCUCUCGCAACCUCUGCUCUCGUCGUCUCGGGAGCAAGUGCAGAGGGAGCUCCGAAGAGACUAACUUACGACGAGAUUCAGAGCAAGACUUACAUGGAAGUUAAGGGAACUGGAACUGCCAACCAGUGCCCAACUAUUGACGGUGGCUCUGAGACUUUCUCCUUCAAACCCGGAAAGUACGCUGGCAAGAAGUUCUGCUUCGAGCCUACUUCCUUCACCGUCAAGGCUGAGAGUGUUAGCAAGAAUGCGCCUCCUGAUUUCCAGAACACCAAGCUCAUGACCCGUCUCACCUACACUCUUGACGAGAUCGAAGGCCCCUUCGAGGUUUCUUCUGACGGAAGCGUUAACUUCAAGGAAGAAGACGGCAUCGACUACGCUGCAGUCACUGUCCAGCUUCCAGGAGGCGAGCGUGUGCCAUUCCUCUUCACCGUCAAGCAGCUUGACGCCUCCGGCAAACCAGACAACUUCACUGGCAAAUUCUUAGUCCCUUCAUACCGUGGCUCCUCCUUCUUGGACCCUAAGGGCCGUGGUGGUUCCACAGGAUAUGACAACGCCGUUGCAUUGCCAGCUGGAGGCAGAGGCGACGAAGAGGAGCUUUCUAAGGAGAACGUGAAGAACACGGCAGCUUCGGUGGGAGAGAUCACUUUGAAAGUGACCAAGAGCAAACCUGAGACAGGAGAAGUGAUCGGAGUGUUCGAGAGUCUUCAGCCGUCGGAUACUGACUUGGGUGCCAAGGUACCAAAGGAUGUGAAGAUCCAAGGGGUGUGGUAUGGUCAACUUGAGUGAUCAUGUUAUCAUAUCUAAACAUCUUCUGUUUGUAUUUGAUUACAAUGAGUACAUCUUUUGAUGCUUCUUCUUCUUCUAUUAUAAAAAAAAAUGCACAUGCCCUAAAUCUUAAGGUUUUUUUGUAUCCAUAUAUAGUUCUAUUCAACUUUAAUCAUAUGGUAUAAUGCUGAG
Messenger RNA from Brassica oleracea var. oleracea, 1247 nucleotides. Its product is annotated as oxygen-evolving enhancer protein 1-1, chloroplastic. Gene Ontology annotation, cellular component: photosystem II oxygen evolving complex. The transcript has 3 exons. Lineage: Eukaryota; Viridiplantae; Streptophyta; Magnoliopsida; Brassicales; Brassicaceae. The record is from RefSeq and is a predicted model, not a curated record. Gene Ontology annotation, molecular function: oxygen evolving activity. Gene Ontology annotation, biological process: photosystem II assembly; photosystem II stabilization. The coding region runs from base 78 to 1076 and encodes 332 amino acids.